Molecule: messenger RNA, 1131 nt
Organism: Drosophila takahashii
Lineage: Eukaryota; Metazoa; Arthropoda; Insecta; Diptera; Drosophilidae
Source: RefSeq, a predicted model, not a curated record
UUUCUUAGCACUGAUGCAUUGUGUUAUCGGACUAAUCCAGAGCCCUGCCCCUUUGAAACCACGACUACAACAACUGAGCCCACAACAACAACAACAACAACGGAACCCACUACAACAACCACAACAACGGAACCCACAACAACAACCACAACAACAGAACCAACUACUACAACAACCACUACAACAACGGAACCAACAACAACUACAACAACAACGGAACCCACAACUACUACAACAACCACUACAACUACGCCUCCCAUUCUCGAUGAACUGACUCGCUGUCCGCCGGGUUUCAUUUUCUUCGACUCGGAAUGCCGGAAAAUAGUCUGUUCGGAGGGUGAAUUCUACGCUGGUCGCUGCAUUUUAUCGGCCUGCCCACCGGGAACCGUUUGGUAUGGUAAACGUUGCCAGGAACCAGGAUAUAUCACCACAAUCAUUGAGAUCGGCAAUGUGUUACACAACGAGCACAAGUACACGGUGACCAGCGAAAAUAUAAACCGAGUGGAGUACAUUACAGCCGCACCCUACGAUCCGGAUAAGGAUAAAACCUACGAUUUUAGUACACCCGCAAAUGUACCAGAUAAUAUUGUGGCCCCACCACCAACAACAACAACAACAACGACGACAACCAGACGUCCUUGGAUAUUCACCAGUGUGAGGCCAACUACGGAGCAACCGGUGGUCGAUGAACCAUUUCCGGGUCGAAAUCCUGGACCGGGCUGCUGUUUUGUAAAGAGUCCCCGCAUCUGCAUCAACUACGCUCCCAACUGGGUGUGUUCCUCCAAGGAGAAGAAGUUCUGCGAUCCCAGGGUCUGUUCGGCCCCUGUGGUUUACCUCAAGCCCCCGAAGAUCGUCCAUGGGGAAAACCCUAAACGGGUGGUGAUGCCGCCCAAUCCGCCACUCCUGGCCUGCAGUACCUCGGAGUGCAAGGAAAGCGAGGUUUUGGAUUGUUCCGGCUGCAAGGACAAACAGCGGGAUAAGUGCUCCCCAGGCUGCUAUAGUUAUUACUGCCCCAAUGGCACCUGUGCCUUUAUGAACACCGAGGACUUUUGUGCCAUAUAUCCCGGCGAAUGGGGAUGCAAUCCGAAAGACGGGUGCAUUUGGGACUGGUGCAGUAAGAAGUGCUACUAG